This is a messenger RNA of Vicia villosa (hairy vetch), 1980 nucleotides long. RefSeq lists its product as uncharacterized. The record is from RefSeq and is a predicted model, not a curated record. Lineage: Eukaryota; Viridiplantae; Streptophyta; Magnoliopsida; Fabales; Fabaceae. The transcript has 4 exons. The coding region runs from base 14 to 598 and encodes 194 amino acids.
AAUUUAACUAAAAAUGGAAUCGAAGAACAAAGUCGUAUUAGAAUUGUUUCUGUUUGUUUCCGCGCUCAGUGCACGAAACCUAGGUUUUCUAGCUUCCCAAAAUCGAGGGAACCCUGUUUCAGUUCAUUUCCUUCACCAAAACCCUAAAUACGAAAAGAACUUACCAUUUUUGAUCCCCUUGCACCUUGCUUCAUCUUCCAUUUCUUCAUCCUUCGUACCUUCUUCUAUUCACACCUAUUUCUUAUGCUUCACACCGGCGAGCCAGUUAGCCAAGCUGCUCAUCGUUAGAGGUACAAAUCAAAUAAAUUUAUGGACAAGUAUUGUAUUGAAGAUUGAAGUGCUGCCGAACAACUCUGCUUCGUCUCGGAAGCAAGAGCAUGUGGAAGCUGGCAAGCGUCGGCUGGAGGAGUUUCGUAAAAAGAAAGCCGAUGAGCGGGUCAAGAAGGCUACAUCUUCUGGCUCUGUGCCAAAUUCUGAUGCAUGCCAUUGGAAUAGCUUUCGGGUAAUCCGGAUAAACCGACAUGGUUACACCGCGGUGUUGCAUUCCUACACAGCAUGCCAUUUAGACUAUGUCAUCCGUGUCGUCGUGAAAAGAUAAGUCAUACAUACUUACUCUAUUAUGUAAUGUUUCAAAGUUCUCAUACACUUCACUAGUUAGUCAUAAGAGAAAAGAUUGGUUAUGACAUGUUUUCAUGGUGCUAAGCAUGAAGAAUUUUCUACUUUAGAACAGGUGGGUUUCACUAAUUAUGGUUUAAGCAUUUCUUUCUUGGUGUCGAUUGUAUGAUGUUUUGGUGCUUCACUUUUCCUAUUUUUUUCCCGAUGAAUCUGCUCAAUUUAUUAGAUACAUUGGUAUUUGUAGCUGUUAAAUGAUUUGGUCAUUGGGGAUAUCUGUAAUCUAUAGGAUUGGUGCAAAUGUCUUGAAAGACAGAUGUAGUUUAUUCUAAGUCCCGUGUUAGUGGGUUUCUAAUUUGCAGUAUCAUAGUUGUCUGUAUGGAUACAAAUCAGUCUCCUGCUUUUUUUAAUAAUGAUUUACUUUUUGUUUUCAUAGAGAAGUAUCAUCAAUCAAUUAAAAUCAGAAAUGGAGAACUUACAGCAAGAGAUCAAAGCACAAUUGGUAUGUGCAACACUCCCUAUCUAUUUGCAUAACCAUUUUGGAGUUCAAAGCACAACUGGUAUGUGCAACACUCCCUAUCAGAAAUGGAGAACUUACAGCAAGAGAUCAAAGCACAACUUGGCAAAAAUCUAUUUUGAUAUUUUCGUCCGUAAAACCGAACACAAUUAGUUGAAGCACACUUGGAGUGAUUUUGUGGAUCCCUUUAUAAGAAGAGAUUAUUUUAGUAGUGUCUGACCUGAUCAAUAUGAUUUAUGACUUGGUGACUGCAUUGACAAUAAAUUUGUCGUGUAUUUGCUUCAGAUAUCAAUGCCCCUUGUACUUCUGAACAUAUAUGUUUCAUGUGAAUUAUAUUUUUAAUCCAUGAGAUUGUUAACUAGCCAAACCGUACUAUGCUCUUGUUUGUACAUACAGUCUGCAAGGAAUGCUGAUGUCCCAGUAAUAUUUGAUGCUGGGGGAAUCGAUGCACCAAUUCCACAAGAAUUACUGGAUUGUGUUGAUAUUUUUAGUCCUAAUGAAAGUGAACUUGGUCGCCUUACAGGAAUGCUAACCGAAAGUUUUGAAGACAUUACGCAGGCUGCUCUGAAAUGCCAUGAAUGGGUAAGUUCAAGUAGUACCGUAGGGAUAGAGCAGUGGAACUAAGACAAUGUGUGGAAUUGGUGGAGUUGUCAUUGGAACACAACAAGCUUGUUCGGCCUCUUCUUAACUUCAGGCUUUUGAGUUAGAUGGUUUUUGUGAAUUUGUUUGGACUUCAUGUAAAAUAUAUGAUUUUGUUAGUUGUUCUUUGCUUCAAAUAUCUAAUCAGUUUUGUUAGUUGUUGCCAACUAAUGAAUACAUUUAUGGGUUGUAUGUUGAUAUACUUUUCUUGA